GACAAUCAACAUUUCCAAGUCAUUUAAAUCCACAUCAUGGAAGAAACUAUCCAAACUUUCCACCGUGUCCUCUCAGUCGCUGGGAUCAGCAUCUUCGCCAAAAACAACUGGGACUCUAAACUAUGGCUCUCCUUACAAAUCUUCAAUGUCAUCAUCGGCUUUUUGACAAUUGUCUUUACCACAGCUUUCGUAGUCAUCAACGUUUCCGACGUACUCCUCUGCAUCCAAGGCGCUUGCAUCUGGACAACUGGUCUAAUCAUGUUCAUCUCUUUCUGUGUCUGUCUAUAUUUUCGUAAGCAAUUCAGGGAAUUCCUCAACGAGAUGGGCUUCAAAGACGCCAUGUUGGAAAUGCCGUUGAUUGAAUAUGUUUUGAAAUUAGAACGGACGGGGCGCUUGAACGAGUUGAAAGGGAUGGUGGUUGACUCCCAGGAGAAAUUACUUAAACUAACUCGGGUUUUGUUAAAAACUUACGUUUUCAGUGUGUGGGCGUCCGCGACGUUGUACUUGAGCGAUUCUGUGUACAGUAUGUUCACGAGGGAAGAUGAUGAUUUGAGACUCUUGGGGUUUUUGAUGUGGGUUCCUUGGAGUCUUAAUAAUUUCAACGUUUACUUAAUAACUUACGCUUUCAACGCCUACUCUGGAUAUUUGUGUUGCAUAGCUUACCCAGGCUUCCAACUAACAAUAAUCUUGCUGGUCGGUCAGACGAUCAGACAGCUGCGGAUCCUCACCUUCAUCCUGAUGCACCUGGAUGAGCUGGUUCUGGAGAUCACGGGCCACAGGGGCAACAAGUGGCAGGUUUACUGCACCGCCAUAUUGUCGCAGUGUGUCGGCCAUUAUGUUAAGCUUAAGCGUUUCAGCAACAAACUGAAUCUGAUCUGCCGCCCAUUUUACUUGGCCCUAAUUCUCGAUGCCAUCAUGCUGGUCUGUGUGUGCUCUGUGAAGAUUGCCAUCUCCAAUAAAACGUCUCCUGACACGAUGAAAUACUACGUGCACGAAUACUGCUUCAUCAUGGUUGUGCUUAUGUUUUGUAUACUUGGACAACAGGUUGAGAAUGAAUGCGCCAGGCUAGAGACAGCAGUAACAGAAAAAUGGUACAUCUUCGACAGGACUCACAAGGUCCAUGUGCGCAUUUUCAAAAUGGCGCUGAGCCAACGAAUGCCUAUUUACAUAUUUGGGACCAUCACUUUGUCAGCGCCUACUUUUACCUGGUUUUUAAGAACCGGAAUGUCGUUCUUCACUCUAGUUAUGUCGGUGUUGGAUGAAAACUAGAAGGUGUUCAUAUGAAACAUUAUUAG
Molecule: messenger RNA, 1295 nt
Organism: Cydia strobilella
Lineage: Eukaryota; Metazoa; Arthropoda; Insecta; Lepidoptera; Tortricidae
Gene: Or49
Product: odorant receptor 4-like
Exons: 7
Coding region: 37-1269 (410 amino acids)
Biological process (GO): detection of chemical stimulus involved in sensory perception of smell; sensory perception of smell
Cellular component (GO): plasma membrane
Molecular function (GO): odorant binding; olfactory receptor activity
Source: RefSeq, a predicted model, not a curated record